Salvia hispanica is the source of this 2193-nucleotide messenger RNA. Its product is annotated as sodium/calcium exchanger NCL-like. Gene Ontology annotation, cellular component: membrane. Gene Ontology annotation, molecular function: calcium:proton antiporter activity; calcium ion binding. The record is from RefSeq and is a predicted model, not a curated record. Gene Ontology annotation, biological process: intracellular calcium ion homeostasis; calcium ion transmembrane transport. NCBI's taxonomy places the organism in Eukaryota, Viridiplantae, Streptophyta, Magnoliopsida, Lamiales, Lamiaceae.
CUCUGGUUUCAGGUGGUUGACCAAAAAUGGCUGUCUUUACUCAUUACACGAUUCUUAUUCUCCUACUGAUCAGCACAGCCGAUGCCCGGAUUCUCAGUCUGGAUUCCUCCGACGAUCACCUGAUCUCAGAUGGAAUCAGUGAACCAGAUUCGUCGUGGUCUGCUGCGACCACGACGAAUCUGAGCGGCUGCAGGCACCAGUACGGUUUCCUGCCGUGCGCGGAAAAUGCCGCCGGCUACAUUUUCCUCAUAGUGGUGUACCAAGUGCUCCUCAUCGUCGGAGACAAGCUCAUCGCCAGCGGAAGCCAAGUCUUCUUAUUCGUCACCGGCCCUAGAAUCGGGGGUAUUAUAUUCCGUAUCCUCAGAGCUCUGCCGUCGAUGACGUUCAUGAUCAUAUCCGCAGUUUUGGGCGAGAAAAGGGACGCUCAAUCGCAAGUGUCCGGUGUCAUAGGCAUAUAUGCCGGAAUCACCGUCUUCAGCCUCACGGUUCAGUGGUUUAUGACCAUGUUAUCUGCUAGCAAGUCACUGAAGAAAGACGCAGACGAGCAACAACAUGGUUUUCUGUCGAAAAUAAAGCUCAGGAACUUGAUAGAGAACGGUGUUGAUGUUGACGACGAUACGUGCAGAACUGCUAAGAUUAUGCUCUUAUCUUUGAUUCCUUACGUCGUUCUUCAGCUCGUUUACACCUUCGACACCUUCUUUGCGAAGCGUAUCAUAACUCUGAUAGCUCUUGUCGUAUCGUCCUUGUCUCUGUUUUCGUAUUUCGCUUAUCAGAUAAAGAAUCCAUGGAUGCAGCAAAGAAGUUUAGAUUAUUCGAAAAUUGAUAGCGUGGAGAGAGGUUUAAUACAGCACGUGGAACAGCUCGGGAAGCUUGUGAACGAAGACGGAACACCCAACACUGCUCUAAUCAGAAGUUUCUUCGAUAAAGAAGAUAAAGACGAUGAUCAAUGCAUAGCGGUGGACGAAUUAGAAAAAAUGGUGCGCAAUGUCUUCAAGGCUGGUAAGGCGGAUGUUAAUCAAACUGAAGCCAUGAACGGCGUCCUGAAUAAGCUCGACAGGAACAAGGAUAAGAGAAUCACAGAAGAAGAAUUCGUCAACGGAUUCAUACAAUGGAUUCAUGAAGCCAAAUCUUCUAGUGAUGAUUUCAAUGCAACAGAAAUGUUGCAAAAGGCCACUCAGCUGCUGAAAGAGAAGAACGAAAACAAUUCCUCCGACAUUGACAGAAUUAUGGCGAAGGUUUUGAAGCAAGCCGAAGGGCAGCUGUUGAAGUCUGAAGCACUCAUAGCAGAUAACGGAGAGCCAAACGUUGAGCGCAUUAAGUGUCUGUUCAGGGAAUUCGACACUGACAAAAGCGGAACUCUAACAGCAACAGAACUAAAGCAACUGAUAGGCAGAGUGAAAUUCGGAACGUAUCAAAUGAAAGACGAAGAUGUGGUAAAGGAGAUGUUUAAAUGCUUUGAUCAAGACGGGAACGAAGCAAUUGAUGAGAAAGAGUUCAUGAAGGGAGUGCAAGACUAUCUAGACAAGGCCAUGAAAGCCGUUGGUUCUUCACAAAAGACUCGAGCUCUUGAAGAAUUUGAGAAGAUUGUGUGGAAUGAAGAAGACUAUGGCGUUGAUGCUGUGUUGAAAUCUCUUCUUCAAGUGAUACUCGGGAUAGGUAUGCUUACCUUCUUGGCAGGACCUCUGAUGGGUACCAUUAUGGAGUUAUCAAAUGCAAUGAACUUCCCCUCCUUCGUCGUCUCCUUUGUCGUCGUUCCAUUAGCCAUGAAUGGCAGGGUCGCACUGAUGGCACUCCUCCCAUCCGCAAGACAGAGAAAGUCAUCUUUGACAUUUUCUGAGAUAUACGGUGGAGUGAUAAUGAACAACAUAUCGGGACUAACAACACUACUGGCAAUCGUGUAUGCAAAAGAGUUGACAUGGGAUUUCUCAGCAGAAGUGCUGACAAUAAUGAUGGUGUGCGCCAUUGUCGGAACGCAUGCGUUCUUGAAGAAAACUUACCAUCUUUGGACAUGCAUACCAGUGUUACUCCUCUAUCCUCUUUCAUUGGGAUUGUUUUAUUUUUGCCAAGUUUUCCUUAGUUGGAAUUAGCAAAUCUAUAUGUGUACAUUGUUACUGUUUGUAUACUGAAAGCAUGCUUUCUAUUGUAAAAUGUUGCUUUAUUUAUAUAUGAGAAAUAAAAGAAACUUUUGAGUGA